Molecule: messenger RNA, 567 nt
Organism: Biomphalaria glabrata
Lineage: Eukaryota; Metazoa; Mollusca; Gastropoda; Planorbidae
Product: sex-determining region Y protein-like
Exons: 3
Coding region: 1-567 (188 amino acids)
Source: RefSeq, a predicted model, not a curated record
AUGGCAAAGAGGAAUCAAAGAUAUUUACAGAUCAUUGACAAAGAAGAAUCAAAUAUACUUACAGAUAAUGACAAAGAAGAAUCAAAUAUAUUUACAGAUCAUGAUCAUGGCAAAGAGGAAUCAAAGAUAUUUACAGAUCAUGGCAAAGAGGAAUCAAAGAUAUUUACGGAUCAUGGCAAAGAGGAAUCAAAUAUAUUUACAGAUCAUUACAAAGAAGAAUCAUAUAUAUUUACAGAUCAUGACAAAAAAGAAUCAAAUAUAUUUACAGAUCAUGAUCAUGGCAAAGAGGGAUCAAAGAUAUUUACAGAUCAUGACAAAGAGGAAUCAAAGAUAUUUACGGAUCAUGGCAAAGAGGAAUCAAAUAUAUUUACAGAUCACGACAAAGAGGAAUCAAAUAUAUUUACAGAUCAUGACAAAGAUGACUCAAAUAUAUUUACGGAUCAUGGCAAAGAAGAAUCAAAUAUAUUUACGGAUCAUGACAAAGAAGAAUCAAAUAUAUUUACAGAUCAUGGCAAAGAUGACUCAAAGAUACAUAGGUCAGAGCAUGUUACUGUAUUUUAUUUUUAA